This is a messenger RNA of Cuscuta europaea, 1615 nucleotides long. Lineage: Eukaryota; Viridiplantae; Streptophyta; Magnoliopsida; Solanales; Convolvulaceae. The record is from the annotation of a GenBank genome assembly.
AUUAAAUUCAAAGGGAGUUAAGGAAGUUGAAUGAUGAUGUUGAGAGGAGAACGAUCGAUCUGAGAUCCGGGGGGGAUGGUGGCUCAGGGGUUUCAGGGGUUUAGGGAUUGGCGACCCCCGAUCGAUCGCUUGACUUGGAGACCCUCGCGAUUUCUGCGAAGGCGCGACCGAUCUGAUAGCUUGGAGGGGACAUCGAAGAAUGGAAAGGGGUACGCAAUCCUCAGCGACCGGAGAUGGGGUUGUCAUCCUCUUGGGCAAGGGGAGAAUACUCCAUGGCGAUGGGAGACAAGAUACAGAGGAGACCCCGGCUUAGAUGAUCAGGCAAGGCGGUAUCCAUUGCAGCACAGCGUGAGGAGUAGACGACCACUCCUCAGGGGCGAUGCUGUUGGACAGAGACAUCUCAGUUCUCUGUUUGGAGCUCGCAAGCCAGACUGGAGUUCUUGGCCAAAAGGGCGAACAGAUUCAUGCUCACAGGGCUAUUGCAAGUCUUCAUACCUGCAACAAAGCUCAACUAGCAGGAAGCAAACUGAUAUGAAGCAUCUGGAGGUGGAAAUUGCAGGCUGGAAUCCUUUUUCAGAGUUUGGCCUUACUAUUGAAAGCAAAAAAAAAAUCUUUUUGAUUGCUUUGACAAAUAUGUUCGUAUUUCCGAGGUCAAAUCGGGAUUUAUUUCUUCAAUUGUGUUUGAUCCGGAUAAUUUACUAUGGCUGAGAGAUUCUAUUCUUAAAAUUUACUUGAAUUAUUGGGUGAAUUCUAGAUUCGAGUUGGGCAACUUUAUAAUUCUCUUCGACUCAAAUUCUUAUGGUGGUUUUAUUUGGAUCAUUGAUAAAGGGAUAGACUCUAUUUUUGUUCCUGAAGGAAGAAAUGGAUCAGGUUUCAGGGAUUUCUUGGCAGGAUUAUUGAGAGUCGUUAAUUUGUUGAAAGGUUUUUUUAGAGCCAAUGGAAUUUGUACCGGAUUUGAUGUCGGAUCUUGAUAUGGUGGGUAAUAAUAAUGAUUUUUCGAUCUCUGGGAUUCUAUUUCCGGCGGAUAUUCAAGGUUUUUCUCCUUCUACAAUCACUAUGGAUAUGUCUUCAUCGACUGAUUUGAUUUCUUCUUGUGAUGUAUCGAGGGAACAAGCUACAUGCUCCAAGACGAACGUGAAGGAGAAUAAAUAUAUUUUUCCCAAGCGGAAGGUUGUGGGUAAGAACUCUAAGUCAGCUAUUAUUUCCUAUCAUACAAUUCAAGGUUGUGGGUAAGAACUCUCCAAGAUCUUAUCACACAAUUCAAGGCAGAUAAGAUAAGUUUAGACAAAAGGAUGAAACCUCAGACUUCACCUCAGAGUGUUGCUCUUUCUUCAUCAACGGUUUCAGUGACUUCUCCAGCUUUAGUUGAACAAAAUGAUUUAAGUGAGGUCAAUGAAGAUUGUUCUUUCAUUCCAGUUAUUUCUCGACGUAACAAGAAAAAACUAGCUAUUCAGGCUUCCUCUAUGCAAACUAGAUCACCAUUGCGCUUGAAAGCUUAAUCUUUAGCUUAGUUUGCUUUCCUUAACUUAGUUUAUUCUUUUUUGCUUUAACUUUCUUCUUUCAUUAGCGCUUGUAUUGCUUUCAAUCUUUUUAAUAAAAUUUGGUUUUUUUUUGU